UUCUUGGCCAACCAUGUCCCCAGGGACUGGCGCCUCUAACCCUUUGUUUUUUUAGUUCUUCCUGGCCAACCAUGUCCCCAGGGACUGGCGCCUUUACUUUGGGAUCUGGGGGUUGUGUUCCUGGCCAACCAUGUCCCCAGGGACUGGCGCCUUGGACUUUGGGAUCUGGGGGAUAUGCUCUUGGCCAACCAUGUCCCUAGGGACUGGCGCCUUUACUUUUGUCCAGUUUUUAUGCCUACUCACCUCUCUUUCAGAUUUUCCGCCUGCCUUGUUAAGCCCCCUUAUUUCUUCUUCUACAAAUAUACCGCACUAACUACAUUUUUUUCUCUAGCUUUCUAUGACACUUUCUUGCUUUGCGCCUGUCUGGUUGACUUUCUAUAUCAGUUUUCCUUGGUUAUGUUUCAAACUGGUAAGCGCCGGUUUAAUAUUCAAUAUCAUACUGACUUCCACUACAUUAGAUUAUUAGUUACUGCGCAUUUUUCUUAUAUUUUGUACUCUAGGGUGCAAGGCUUGGAUGGAGAGGGCCCCUCCAUCCUUGUCUUGCAUCACUUACAUUAGUCUUUUGUCUUUCUUUAUUUUUGCCAACCUUGUAC
Suillus clintonianus is the source of this 593-nucleotide messenger RNA. RefSeq lists its product as uncharacterized. The transcript has 3 exons. The coding region runs from base 175 to 558 and encodes 127 amino acids. Lineage: Eukaryota; Fungi; Basidiomycota; Agaricomycetes; Boletales; Suillaceae. The record is from RefSeq and is a predicted model, not a curated record.